Haliotis rufescens (red abalone) is the source of this 1432-nucleotide messenger RNA. Its product is annotated as dopamine beta-hydroxylase-like. Bases 70 to 1386 code for a protein of 438 amino acids. The record is from RefSeq and is a predicted model, not a curated record. NCBI's taxonomy places the organism in Eukaryota, Metazoa, Mollusca, Gastropoda, Lepetellida, Haliotidae. Gene Ontology annotation, molecular function: copper ion binding; dopamine beta-monooxygenase activity. The transcript has 11 exons.
CACACGACACGUCGGUGACCUCGCUCAUAUGCUGUUUGGGCACAUCUCUCAUGAAAGUGUGACGUCACCAUGACCGACCAAGCUGCAAGAUAUCCUUGGACGUGUACCAGACAGGGAUAUCCACAUUGGACAAGAACAUGUGUUCCUCCAACAGAAUUUAUCAUCUGUCUGAUUCUCUGUCUGGCGAGUGAUGCAUGCGUCACCGGGAACACCUGUCCUGACACAAGUAACCCGGAUGUUAAACACUUUGACAUCCGCAUACCGGAAACUGAAGUCCCUGACUCGGAAACGACCUACGUGUGUCAACAGUUCAAGGUUCCCGACGAGGAGACAUAUCACGCAGUUGCCUUUGAGCCCUUGAUCGACAACCGUGACGUCAUGCACCAUCUGCUCCUGUUCGGCUGUGCAGAAGAUAUAGGGGAUAUGAAUCCCCAUCAGUGCAGUGGUAUUGACCAAAGGUGCCAAUCGUGGUUGGCGCAGUGGACCGUGGGAGUUAAGGGGCAGGUGUGCGCGCAUCCAGGAACUGGCAUCCGGUUUGGAAGAGGCUCAUAUUCGUUUAUGUCACUACAGAUACACUGGAACAACGCACUGAAAGCAAAGAACAUGUCAGAUAAUUCGGGCAUGCGCGUAUACUACACCCGGAAGUUACGUCAGUAUGACGCGGGCAACGUUCAAAUAGGCCAGACUAACCUUGACAUUCCCCCCGGAGCAACCAAUCACCCUGAAACUGGUGGUUGUAGUGGAAACUGUACUAAAAACCUCCUGCCACACUCACUAUUCCUCACAAGGACAUACAUACAUAUGCACUAUCUAGGAGUACGAGGGGUUCUUGAGGUGCACCGAGACGGGAAGCUGAUACAGACUGUCGCCGAAGACCCUAUGUAUCAGUAUCAGCUGUCGCCCAUCCACGUGCACAGCACACCCGUGGAGAUACAGCCAGGAGACGAGAUGCGACUUACAUGUUACUUUGACACGAAAACAGGAGACAGACACCGCAAUCAUCACGUGUACAACGGUGAAGGAUCAAGCUCGGAGAUGUGUUUUGCCUUCGUGACCUACUACCCGCGUGUAGACGACCUCGACCAGUGUGUCCAGUUUGCUGAGUAUGACGUCUGUGGCCAACAAGGAGAAAGGUCGUAUGGAGAUUGCACAUUUCCUCAAUUUUUCGGCGAGGCCAGAGAGAUUCUUAUUCCGGACAUCAUCGAACAUUGUCGGAAUGAGACGAAGGAAUCCGAGUGCCAAUCUGAAUGCACCAGAAGUUUGGAAAGCCUUCGCCGACACCCAUGCAUGAAGGGCCGGCUCGCGGUGUAUGCCAAGCUAAAUAUGCUGUCUAAGGUGGACGGGUGGAAAUGGAUCAACCCCUUGUUGAGGAGAGUUGACUGUUGAGGCAUGAAGUUUUUAAAAAUAAAAAACACGUUGCUGAGGAAUGGAA